UGAGAACAAAGGGACCGGAAGGGGGGGAGCAAAAGCACACCUGGAUCUCCUCGAUCAUAUCCUGGGUGAAGAUCUCUUGCUGCAGUAGCAGCUCCCAGAGGAGAUCUACUUGCAGUUCCUUUACCAGGCGCAGCCGAGCUCGCUGCAACAACCGCCGCUGUCUGUCUUCCAUUGCUACCGCUACAGAUGGGCACGCUUCUUCCGGGAAGGUUCCCAGCAGGAAACAAGAUGGAAAUGAAACAGCUGAGUGUCUCCCUGGUUGUGGUUCUGUUUCUGGUCCUGGUCCUGCAGAUCUUGUCUGCCGUCGAUUUUGACCCGUAUCGGAUCCUUGGAGUCAGCAGGACAGCUAGUCAGGCGGACAUUAAAAAGGCAUAUAAGAACCUUGCCCGGGAAUGGCAUCCUGACAAAAAUAAGGACCCAGGAGCAGAAGAUAGGUUUAUACAAAUUAGCAAGGCUUAUGAGAUCCUGUCCAAUGAGGAAAAGAGGUUAAAUUUUGACCGCUAUGGGGACAUGGGCGAGAACCAGGGCUACCCACAGCAGCAGCAGCAGCAGCACCGCCACUUCCACCACUUCCACGAAGGCUUCUAUUUUGACGAAUCCUUCUUCCAUUUCCCUUUUAACGCGGACCGCCGCGACUCCUCUGAUGAGAAGUAUCUGUUGCACUUUUCGCACUACGUCAACGAGAUUGUGCCUGACAGUUUCAGAAAACCCUACCUCAUUAAGAUCACGUCAGACUGGUGCUUCAGCUGCGUCCAUAUUGAGCCCGUGUGGAAGGAGGUGGUUCAGGAGCUGGAAGGGAUUGGAGUGGGGAUUGGUGUUGUCCAUGCUGGUUAUGAGAGGCGCCUGGCGCAUCAUCUGGGAGCACACAGCACACCGUCUAUCCUGGGGCUUAUCAAUGGGAAAAUAACCUUUUUCCACAACGCAGUUGUUCGGGAGAAUCUGCGGCAGUUUGUGGAGAGCCUUCUUCCAGGAAACCUUGUUGAGAAGGUUACAGAUAAGAACUAUGUCAGAUUCCUGUCGAACUGGAAGAAAGAGAACAAGCCCCAGGUCCUCCUGUUUGACCACAUGCCCCUCACCCCGCUGCUAUACAAGCUGACUGCAUUUGCGUACCGAGAACACUUGUCCUUUGGAUAUGUGUACGUUGGACUCCGAGGGACCGAAGAGCUGUCCAGCCAGUAUAACAUCAACGUCUACACACCCACCAUGAUGGUGUUCAAAGAGCACAUUGAUAAGCCUGCUGAUGUCAUCCAGGCCCGGGGCAUGAAAAAGCAACUCAUUGAUGACUUCCUAUCUCAGAACAAAUUCCUCGUGGCAUCUCGACUCACCAGCCAGAAGCUUUUUCAGGAGCUGUGUCCCUCGAAAAAGUCUCACAGGCAGCGCAAGUACUGCGUGGUCUUGAUUACCGGUGAGGGGGAGAAGUAUACUGCCAGCUACGAUGCCUUUCUGGCUUUUGCUCUGGCCAACACAAAAGACACCCUGAGGUUUGUGCACAUCUACAGCAACUACCAGUGGGACUUUGCCCAUACUCUGCUAACGGACAACGAAAGGUUCCAUGGGAAGUCAGCAGUGGUCAUCUUGGAGAGGCGCAACAAUGCUGGGCGAGUGGUCUACAAAGCUCUUGAAGAUCCCUGGAGUGGUAGCAAAGAAGAUAACUUCAUCCUUCUGGAUCUUUUGGAUCAGCUAAGGACAAACCCGGGCUUUCUGUCUUCUGAUACCAUCCUGCCAGACUUAAACGAUGAACUGGCUCCUGUUUUCUUCCUUCGGUGGAUCUAUUCUGCUAUCGACUAUGCCUCUGACUGCUGGGACAGCCUUUUUCACAGCAAUUGGCGAGAAAUGAUGCCCCUCUUAUCGCUGAUCUUCUCGGCCCUCUUUAUCCUCUUUGGGACGGUUAUUGUACAGGCUUUCAGCGACUCAAGCGACGAGAGAGAUUUGCCUCCCACCAAGCAAGAUGAGGGCCCUCCAAAGAGCGAGAAGAACGACACGAGCUUCGCCAAAGACAACAGGAUCCCCAAGAAGGGCUUUGUGGAAGUGACGGAGCUCACAGAUAUCACCUACACGAGCAACCUGGUGCGUCUGAGGCCCGGGCAUAUGAAUGUAGUGCUGAUCCUGUCCAACCCCACCAAGACACCUCUGCUGCAGAAGUUUGCCCUGGAGGUCUACACGUUCACUGGGAGCAGCUGCCUUCACUUCUCCUUUCUCAGCUUGGACAAGCACCGGGAAUGGCUCGAGUACGUACUGGAGUUUGCGCAGGAUGCCGCCCCCAUCCCCAACCAGUAUGACAAGCACUUCUUGGAGCGCGACUACACGGGCUACGUCCUGGCCCUGAAUGGCCACAAGAAAUACUUCUGCCUUUUCAAGCCUCGCAAAUCAGAGGAGGAUGGGGACCUCCCUGGGGGGCCCUGCGAGGAAACUGACCCAGGAGAGGCCCGAGGGAAGCUGCCGCCUUCUUCUUGCAGUCCACGGGCGAGGUCGGUGAAAAACAAACUCAACAAGCUAUCCUUGUGGAUGGAGCGACUCUUGGAAGGGUCCUUGCAAAGGUUUUAUAUCCCCUUGUGGCCUGCGCUAGACUGAAAAAUAAUAAUAAUAACAUAAAAUAAAAAGAGGGGUUGUUUUUGAAAGAUAA
Molecule: messenger RNA, 2623 nt
Organism: Rhineura floridana
Lineage: Eukaryota; Metazoa; Chordata; Lepidosauria; Squamata; Rhineuridae
Gene: DNAJC16
Product: DnaJ heat shock protein family (Hsp40) member C16
Exons: 15
Coding region: 187-2571 (794 amino acids)
Source: RefSeq, a predicted model, not a curated record